This is a messenger RNA of Plasmodium gonderi, 4674 nucleotides long. RefSeq names its product liver stage antigen. The transcript has 3 exons. The record is from RefSeq and is a predicted model, not a curated record. The coding region runs from base 1 to 4674 and encodes 1557 amino acids. Lineage: Eukaryota; Apicomplexa; Aconoidasida; Haemosporida; Plasmodiidae.
AUGAGUUCAUUCUGGAGCUUUAUAAAAUCCAAAAAGAAUGACGACAACGAACCCAAACCAACCGUUGCUCACUUAGGUGAGGAAAACAAAUUUUACUUCAACAAAGAGCUGAACAGAUGGGUAAUAAAGGGUGAAGAAGACAAAGUUGAAAAUGAGGAAAAGGUGAAUGCGCCUCCCAAAAUGAGCAGUUUGCAGAAUGUAGGCCAGGGAUAUCGUUCCCUCAUUCAGCAGAACAAAACGAGGAGUGCACGCACGAUGUAUGCUGAAAUACCUGGUUUAAAAACUAUCAAGAGGAACAACACAAAUGUCCAGGGAGGAAUUGUAUCACCAUACAUGAUGGAAUCAGCAAAAAAUGAAUUGAGUAGUAACACGACAGAUGGAAAUAGAUCUGAACCAUUUGGUUCGAAUAUAUUCAUUCCAUGCAUGAAGAAAUCUGAAAAUAAUAAUUUGAGUGCAAAGUCCAAUUUAGAGAAAAAUGGAAAUAUCCCUGAAGAAUUUGAAGUUAAUCCAAAAGUGAAAAGAAAUGAAGAAGAAGAUAUGAACAAGCACACAGCGAGGGUCAAUAAAUCUUCAGAAAUAACAUCAAGCGGGUUUAACAGAAUAAAGGUUGACAAUGAUCUUUUGAAAGAGCAAAAUGUAAAAGAUAAAGCACAGGAUAGUAUCAUGCAUAGUUCAGACAAUAUCAUACGCAGUUCAAACAAUGUCAUGCGCAGUUCAGACAAUGUCAUGCGCAGUGUAGAGAGUGUGUUCAUACCAAAGGUCCCUUCAGAAAAUGAAUGUAUCAGUUUUUCGAGGGAAAAUUUUUUCAACUCAAAUAAAAGUAACGAAAUGGAAGGAUGUCCUGUAUAUGAUAAAAACCAUGGUCCCAAUAGUUUGUCAAAUGCAUAUGUCUCGAAUGAACAGGAAAGGAAAAGGAUGAGUUUCAACAAUUUAGAUCAGUCAAAUGGAAUCAACAAUAUCUCCAAGGAAUUUAGAUGUAAUGAUAUGGCUAGCUCGAUUAAACGAGAAGACAGAAGUAGCACAUUUUGUGGUGACAUGGAAGGUUUUAAUGAAGCAUCUGCAACAAAAGCAGUUUUUCCCUUGAAAACUAAACUACCCAUGGUUGGUGACGUUGCUAGCGAUGAUGGGAGCCCCGUUAAGCGGGCCUAUUUAAAAGGGCUCGAUCCGAGAGCCACAAUUUCCAUGAGUAUGACUAAUGAUACUUAUAAUGCACAGGGGAAUGAAAAUUGCCUGAAAAAGGAAUCAUUUUCAAAUGUGAACCAAAAGGACAGAUGGAUGAAUAUGAAGGAAGAUAUGAAAAGAAUAGAAUCAUUUCGAUCUCCCAUUAAUUUAUAUAAAAAUAAAGUCAUUGUAGAACCUCCUUAUAGUUAUAGUAGCGAAAGGAUAGGAAAAGAACAUGAAAGUUUUUAUAUAAAUAAACUGAAGGAAGAAAAUCAAAAUGGGGUCAUUAUAAGCGGUGGUGAGGACAUAAGUGGAGGAAAGUAUUCUGAGAAGGAAAAAGAACUAAUCGAUUAUUUUUUAAGUGCACUGAAAAACAAUUUGAAUAAAAAUGACGAAGAUUUUAAGAACAAGUUAAAGUUAGAAGUGCAAAAGGUUCAUGAGUUUGUAGAAAAAAGGGAGUUUUUAGAAACCUUGUAUCGAAAAAUAAAUCAAUUGAAGGGUGUAGAAGAGAGGGGAAUUGCAGGAGAGGGUGCUGAAAUGGUCGAAAAAUGCAGGAGUACUAAGCAAAAAGGACCAGAGAAUGACGUAGACAAAGCAGACGAAGCAGAUGCAGAUGCGGAGGAAAGAGACGAAGGGGCCGAGAUGAAGGAAAGCGAACUAAGCAAAAUACUAUACAUCAUAAACAUCAAAAAUAAGAAGAUAAAAGACGAAAUAGAAGGAUUCAGGAAAUCGUUCAAUGAAUUAAAAAGAGUAAAAAGGAAAAAGGAAGAAAUCAUUCGCUUAUACAAAAAUAGAGAAAAGAAAAUUUUGCAAGUACUAAAAGAUAUGGAAGAAAAAGAAAGGAAAAAAAGUGCUACUUUUAAAAAAAAAGAAAAACAAUACAAGGAAGAAAUACUAGAGAGAGAGAAAAGUUUACAGAUGGAAAAAAUGAAUUAUGAAAAACAGUUAGGAAAGAUAAUUGAGGAUCAAGAAGUUUUGUUAAAGAAGAAGGAAGAAGAUUUGGAAAAACUCAGAAAUCAAGAGUGUUCACUGAAGGAGGAGCUAAAAAAAAUGGAAUUGGAAGUGGAAAAAAAAAUAUGCGAUUUGAAACAUGAAUUUGAAUCAAGCAAGAAAAAAGAAAUGGAAGAUUUUUUCAAAAAUGAAAAAAGGGAAUUGGCAAAAGAGACGAUGGAGAUGGAAAUGAGAGAAGAGUUGUUUGAAAAGGUGAAAGAAAAACUUAGAGAAGAGCUCAAGGAACAAGUCAUGGAAGAAGUGAGAAGAGGUGGUGAUGAUAUGAAAAAAGACCAAUUGGAAAAUCGUGUAAAGGAUGAAAUAGAAAAUGCCAAAAAAUUAGCCGAAACCAAUUUUAACAGCAAGUUAGAAAAAUAUAAAGAAAAAAUGGAAAAAAAUAAAAAUGAUUUUAUAAACAAUUUAAUUAUAGAAAAGAAUAACGAAAUGGAAAUGUUAAGGUGUCAAAUGGAAAAAAUGAAAAAUGAAGAAAUUCAUCAACUGAAGGAAGAAAAUCAAAAUCUGUUAAAUCAAAAUGUUGAGGAGAUAAGGAAAAAUCUACUGGAGGAGCAAAAUAAGCAUAUUGAAGAUGUAAAACGGAAUUUAGAAUUACAAAAAAGUAAAGAAAUAGAGGCUUUGCUCAAUGAGAUGAAUAAAAAGGAAGUUCAGGAAAAAGAAGCACGCGAGAAUAUGAAAAAAGAAUUGAUGGAUAAUAAAUGGAGGGACGUUCAGAAGGUGCAAAUGGAGCUAGAGGAGAGACAUAAGCAUGAACUUGUCGAGGCAGAGGAGAGACAUAAGCAUGAACUUGUCGAGGCAGAGGAGAGACACAAGCAUGAACUUGUCGAGGCAGAGGAGAGACAUAAGCAUGAACUUGCCGAGACAGAGGAGAGACAUAAACAUGAACUUGCCGAGACAGAGGAGAGACACAAAUGUGAGCUGGAUCUUGUAGAAGAAAAGAAGAAGAACGAAUUGGCACAAUUGGAAAAACAGCUGAGUGACGAGCACAAAGAUCGGGAACAGACGAAGAAAAAGAAUCAGGAAGAAAAAGAGAUGGAAGUGAGUCAGCUGACCGGAGAAAUAAACAAUCUACAACACGAAGUAGAGGAAUUACGCACCGAAAGGGAUGAAUUACGGUUCGAAAAGGAAGUACUAAGCAAUGAAAAAAAAGACCUCGAAGUGAACAUUACAUUGUUAAAGGUGGAAAAGGAAAAUGUGGAAAAUGAGAACAUAAACUUGGAAGAGAAUUUAAAAAAUAAUGAAGAUAUUUAUAAAAAAAAUAUAAACCUUCUUAAUGAACAGAAAACAAAAUUAGAGAAAGAAAUUCAAGAAAUUUUACAAAACCAGAGAAAGGAAUCCGAAAAGACGCGAGAAAAAUUUGCUGAUUUGUUACAAGCAGAAAUUAAUAGAAUAAAAAAAGAAUCAGAAUAUAAAGUGCACAAUUAUGUAAAACAAUACGAAGAAAUAAGUGAAGAAUAUGAAGCGAAGAAAAAAGAAUAUAAUGAUUUAUUGGAAAAGGCCAAUCUCAAUAACAAAGAUUUAACAAAAAAAUAUGAAGAAAAUAUACAAAAAAUAAAUGAAUAUGAAGAUAUGAUAAAAAUGUUAGAAAAUCAAACAGAAGAAUUAGUACGAAAGAAAAUUGAAGAAUUAAAUGAAGAAUUUGAAAAAAAGAAAGAAAUUUUUGAUAAAGAAAAAAAAGAUCUACAACAAAAUUGUGAACAUUUAAAACAAAGUAAUAAACAAAUUAAACAACAAUUAGAAAAUGAAAUAAAUUUAACCAUAAAAGAAAAUGAACAAAAUAUUGUUAGAAUUACAAAUACUUAUGAGUCUAGGGUUCAAGAAAUGGAAAAGCGUUGUGAACAAUUAAUGUCACAAUGUAAUGAACUGAAAACGAAGAAUGAAGAAAUUAUGGAAACAUUUUCCAAAGAAAAGGAACAAAAAGAAAAAAAUCUAGAACAUCUCAGUUCUAUUAACAGUGAAUUGAGUAGUAAAAAUAGUCAACUUAAUGAUAAUUUGAAUGAAGUGAAGAACGAAUUAUCUGAUUUACAAAACAAAUAUGAACAAAUGUCCAAUCAGAAGAAUGUUCAUCUAAAAAAUAAAGAAGAAGAGCAAAAAAAACUAAGGAAUAAAUUGAGCGAACUUGAAAAUAUAAAUAAAAAUUUAUUGCAAGUUACUGAAAAGGAGAGAGAAUUAAAUGUUAAAAAUAUAAACAUUAUAAAAUCCUUGCAGGAGCAGAUAAAGGAGCAAACCAAAUUGUAUAAGGAAUAUACAGAUGAAUUAAAAGAUGAAAUUAAAAAAUUAAAACAACUGGUUCGUACAAAUUCAAACAAUUCAAAUGACGUAAAUCAUUCCAUAUUAUUAGAGGAAAACAAAAAAUUAAAGAUGCAAAAUGAGGUUAUAACCACCAAAAAUGAAAGCAUGUCUGUCUCUCUAGAUAGCCUUACUAAGAGGCUCAGUUUUAUAGAGACCGCUCUUCGGGAUAAGGAUUACGGUGUCGACCUCAUCAAACGUGCUGAUGAAUUGCAUUGA